GCCUCAGUCCGACCCUUCCGACCAACUCCCAUCUACAUUUGACUCUCUUUUUUUCUUCCAAAAUGCUCCGCUCAGCACUCGCUUCCACAGUCAGACCGGCCUUUGCCCGUCCACAACGUUUUUAUGCCACCGCAAUCUCCAGUGCAGGCGACAAGCCCACCAAGUAUGGCGGCUCUUACACAGUUACUCUUAUUCCCGGAGACGGUGUCGGUGCAGAAAUUACAGACUCGGUCAAGGAGAUCUUCGAAUAUGUCAACGCUCCUAUUGAGUGGGAGCAAUAUGACGUCUCUGGAAUGUCCUCUGCAGGCGAAGCACUCUUCAAGCAGGCAAUGGAGAGUUUGAAGCGAAACAAGGUCGGACUGAAGGGCAUUCUUUUCACCCCCAUAUCUCAGUCCGGACAUAUCUCAUGGAACGUGGCCAUGCGUCAGCAAUUGGACAUCUACGCAUCCGUCGUCCUCUGCAAGUCCCUCCCCGGAGUCCCCACUAGACACAACAACGUCGACUUUGCUAUCAUUCGAGAGAACACCGAGGGAGAGUACUCCGGUCUCGAGCACCAGAGCUACCCUGGUGUCGUCGAGAGCUUGAAGGUAUCCACCCGUGCAAAGACUGAGCGAAUUGUCCGAUUCGCAUUCGACUUCGCCCUCAAGAACGGUCGCAAGAAAGUUACUUGCGUCCACAAGGCUAACAUCAUGAAGCUUGGCGAUGGCCUUUUCCUCAACACCUUCCGACGGGUCGCGGAGGAAUACAAGUCCUCUGGAAUUGAAUACAAUGACAUGAUUGUCGACAACACUGCCAUGCAGCUCGUUGCCCGCCCCCAACAGUUCGACGUCAUGGUCAUGCCCAACCUGUACGGCGCUAUCGUCUCCAACAUUGGCGCUGCUCUCGUCGGAGGACCCGGAAUUGUCCCAGGAUGCAACGUUGGACGUGAAUACGCUCUUUUCGAACCUGGAUGCCGCCAUGUCGCCAGCGACAUCAUGGGAACCAACACCGCCAACCCUACCGCCAUGAUUCUUAGCGCCACCAUGAUGUUGAGACACCUUGGCCUCAACGAAAUCGCCAACAACAUCGCUUCAGCCACCUUCGGUGUCAUCAACGAGGGCAAGGUCCAGACAGUCGACAUGGGCGGCUCUGCGACUACCUCCGAACUCACCGCUGCUAUCAUCAAAAAGCUAUAAACAUGCUUGCUUAUAGCGGGUGAUUUUCUGUCCAUUUAGCUUGGUUAUAGCGAUUGUUCUGGUGACGACGCUGGCUGCUAGAUUUAGAGAUAGACAGGUUUGAAUAUUACGCCUUUUCACGCAAA
Molecule: messenger RNA, 1300 nt
Organism: Coprinopsis cinerea okayama7#130
Lineage: Eukaryota; Fungi; Basidiomycota; Agaricomycetes; Agaricales; Psathyrellaceae
Product: isocitrate dehydrogenase
Exons: 10
Coding region: 63-1175 (370 amino acids)
Biological process (GO): isocitrate metabolic process; tricarboxylic acid cycle
Cellular component (GO): mitochondrion
Molecular function (GO): isocitrate dehydrogenase (NAD+) activity
Source: RefSeq, a predicted model, not a curated record